CCCAGUGCAAAGAGGUUAGUAUUUGAUCUGCAGGAAGACAUACAUCCCCAUGAAAAAUGGACAAUCCAGACAUCUUCAUCGGCUCAAUCGAUCAAGGGACUACCAGCACCAGGUUCCUCAUUUUCAACCAAGCUGGUGAGCUAAUUGCCUCUCACCAAGUCGAGUUCACUCAGAUCUAUCCAAGCCCAGGAUGGCAUGAGCAUGAUCCCCUCGAGAUAGUCUCUUCUGUGGAGACUUGUAUUGAAGAAGCAGUCGGAAAACUCGAGGCGCAAUGGCUCUCUCGCUCAGAUAUCAAAGCAGUCGGCAUCACUAACCAGCGUGAGACCACCGUGGUAUGGGACUCGGAAACCGGCGAACCACUCUACAACGCGAUAGUCUGGACGGACACCAGAUCACAGAAUAUUGUGGACAGACUGAAGAAGGACCCGGGAGCAUCUCAGCUGCAACAGAUCUGUGGUCUUCCGCUAUCUACCUACUCUUCCUCAUCCAAGCUUCUGUGGAUGCUUGUGAACGUCCCCAAGGUUAAAGAUGCCUACGAAAGAGGCACUCUGGCUUUCGGUACGGUUGACGCAUGGCUGGUUUACAGACUUAAUGGAGGCCCUAGAGCGAAUGUCUUCGUGUCCGAUCCGACAAACGCAUCACGAACUAUGUUCAUGAAUCUGAAGACUCUCGCAUACGACGACUAUCUUCUCGGCUUCUUUGGAAUCAAAGGCAGAAUUCAUCUGCCCCGAAUUGUCCCGUCCUCGGACGCCACUGCCUAUGGUACGCUCUCCUACGGCGCACUGGCAGGUACCCCUAUCAUGGGCUGCCUUGGAGACCAAUCAGCAGCGCUAGUCGGCCAGAAGGGUUUUUCGCCUGGAAUGGCCAAGAAUACCUACGGCACCGGUUGCUUUCUUCUAUACAAUGUCGGCGACACACCAGUCAUUUCUUCGCACGGCUUACUAGCCACCGUAGCUUAUCAAUUCAACGGGAAGCCCGUAUACGCCCUUGAAGGAAGCAUUGCUGUGGGUGGGUCCGGUGUCAAGUUCCUCCAGAAUAACCUCGAGUUCUUCAAGGAGCCCAAGGAGGUGAACGAUCUGGCGCUGACUGUCAGCGACAACGGCGGCUGUGUCUUUGUCACCGCAUUCAGCGGCCUCUUCGCUCCUUACUGGAUCGACGAUGCCAAGGGAACCAUCUUUGGAGUAACCCAAUACACCCAGAAAGGCCACCUCGCCCGCGCCAUCCUCGAAGCCACCUGCUAUCAGACCAAAGCUAUUCUCGACGCCAUGGAGAAGGACAGUGGCCAUGCCUUGUCCGAGUUAGCCGUAGACGGAGGAAUGAGUAACUCAGAUCUAGCCAUGCAGAUCCAAGCCGACCUAAUCUCCAUCCCCGUCUACCGUCCCCAGAUGCGCGAGACCACAGCCCUUGGCGCUGCCAUCGCCGCCGGUCUGGCGGCAGGGGUAUGGCGCAACAUCACCGAGCUGCGCGACCUCAACCGCGGAAGUGGCAGCGGGGGCACGGUCUUCGAGCCUCGGCCGGGUAGCCGCGAGAAGGGAGCCCAGGCGUUCGCCAUGUGGGAGAAAGCGGUGGAAAUGAGUCGGGGGUGGACGGGAGAUCGCCAUCCGGGCUCGAAGGAAGAGCGUACGACUGGAAGCCUCGAGCUGCCCUCCGUAUCAAAUGGAGGUUCUGAGUCGGAUCGGCAUAGGCGAGUGGCUUUUGCUCAUCCUGCUAAGACGACCACUACUAUUGCAAAACCGGUAGGGGAGGAUCUUACCAGCACGUUGGCUGACCUGGAGGAUGCGGAUGAGGAAGAUCUAAUCCUCGAGCUACGUAGGGUGGAGAUCCUACAGAGGAUACGGAAGUUGAGAAGGGCAAAGACUGCAAUUUCUCAACAAUGGUGA
Molecule: messenger RNA, 1880 nt
Organism: Aspergillus homomorphus CBS 101889
Lineage: Eukaryota; Fungi; Ascomycota; Eurotiomycetes; Eurotiales; Aspergillaceae
Product: glycerol kinase
Exons: 4
Coding region: 57-1880 (607 amino acids)
Biological process (GO): triglyceride metabolic process; glycerol metabolic process; glycerol-3-phosphate biosynthetic process
Cellular component (GO): mitochondrion
Molecular function (GO): glycerol kinase activity
Source: RefSeq, a predicted model, not a curated record